AUGGAGCCACCCUGCAAGCAGCCACGCAUCAGUGCCCAGAGCACGCCCAAGGAUGUUUCGGAGUUGGUGACGCCCUGCUACAUCGGUUACAAGUCGGUGAUCCAGCGCAAUAGUGAGCGGAUGCUGCAGCGGGCUAAACAGCUGGGAUGUCAAUUGCGGCCGCACAUGAAGACCCACAAAACCAUCCAAGGUGGUGUGCUUGCGACGGACGGCACCAAGCGCUGCAUCACAGUGUCCACCUUGGCGGAAGCGGAGUUUUACGCCGAUGCCGGCUUCGAGGACAUUUGCUACGCCGUGCCCAUCACCGCGGAGAAGCUCCCGCGGGCUGCGCAGCUCCACGAGCGAUGUCUCUUCCACGUGUGUGUCGACCAUCCGCAGGCAGUGGAGGCUUUGUGCCAAUCGAAGGCCAACAAGCCUUGGUCCGUGUUUCUCAUGGUGGACUGUGGCUAUGGCCGAGACGGCGUCGACGUGAAGGACCCGACGAGUGUGCAACUGGCUCAGCGCUUGGCGUCGUCGAAGGGGACGCGACUGGCCGGGCUUUACACCCAUGGAGGCCACUCCUAUGAUGCUUCCCAGGGGAUCGAGGCGGUCCGCGCGGUGGCGCAGCAGGAGGCCGAGGCCGUCGCCGCCUUCGCACGGACGCUGCGGGGGAAGCCGUACUGCUUGGAGGUGCCCAUUGUGGGUGUGGGCUCGACGCCCACCUGCUCCAACCCUCCGAACCAGUUCCCGUCAGAAGUGACCGAGAUGCAUCCGGGGAAUUACAUCUACUAUGACACCAUGCAACAGGCGCUUGGCUCCUGCAGCGAGGAGGACAUUGCCGUGCGCGUGUUGACGCGCGUCAUCGGCGCCUAUGAGCGACGGAACCUGCUGCUGGUGGACAUGGGCUGGACGGCGUGCUCCAAGCAGGGUGAAGACCAGAACUUUGGACGGUUGGAGGGGCAUCCGGAGCUCAAGGUGGUGGGCCUGAAGCAGGAGGCCGGUUUGAUCUCCAGCAGAGAUGGUUCCCCGAUUGACUUCGCGCAGUUCCCGCUAGGAACACUCUUGCGGCUGGAGCCCUAUCAUUCCUGUGCCCACACAAAGCAACAUGACAAGAUCUACAUCUUGGACGAGGACCGCUGCACGGUGCUCCAUACCUGGCCGAUUUGCCGCCGCGGGUUCACGAGCGAGGCGGCGCGGCGCGGUGCGGCGCUGGUGGGCCAGGAGAACAAUGAUCGUUCUCCUCCACGGCGCUGGGUGUGGCUUUGGCCGGUGCUCUUGGCUGGGUUGGCCGUUCUCUGGAUGACCUCCAAGUUGCCCGCCCUGACGACUUCAUCCAACACGAGUUUGCUGAUGGAGUCGAACGACCUUCCAUCCACCUCCGAAACCACCACGGCCGUCACCCGAGAAAUGACCACCUUCUACAUGUACCGCGCCCAGAGCGACAAUGACUACGACUUCCAGAACGUGAAUGCUGCCAACUUGGCUGGAGUGAUGUGGUACCUGGAGCAUGAGGUGGUCUUUGCACAAUGCCCCAGGCACUACAACAUCACUCGGAUCUUGCGUUACAAGGUCAGCAUGAAGACACCGGAGAAGUUCAACCACAACUUCUCUCAGUUCUGGGCCUACGACAAGGGGAUGUGCACCAGCCCAGCAUGUGGCGGGGACUAUGCCCAGCAUGGCUUCAACGUGGGCUGCCAGUACGAAGUUGUGUCUGUCUAUCCUGGCGCAGUUUGGUAUUCUCUGCCUGGGGAGUGCCCUACCACACCUUUGGUGGCCAAGGGUAAGCAUUGCAAGCAUUUGAUGCCAGGAGGGAGGUGUGACAGGCCCACUGGGGAGAAGAACUGCACCUGGUCGGCUCAGAAGGCUGGUGCCAUUGAGAUUAGCGAGCUGGAAGGGAUCUACAAUUGGACCGACUUCUGCAAGCAGCACGGCAAUGAAUACAUCCUGCCCUUCUGGGACGGUCGAGGGGAUGCUGUGCACAUGAAGAAAAGGCUCCGGAAGGUCCUGGAGCUUUUUCACUCGAAGUAUCCGGACGAGCCGGUGGACCUCGAGGACCGGGAAGGGGGGGGGGACGUACGACCCAAGACGAUGACGCCUUAUAACACGUUCCCAGAGGCGGAUGAUGAGAAGGCCAUCCUUCCUUUGGCACCGGGCAAGCAGAGACGGAUGAAUCUCAAUGCCCUGGCGAUCGCCGUGAACUUGCUUCUGCCGUGGUGCGUCUUCUGCUUCGUUUGCUGUACCUUGUCCUUCUCGUGGCACUAUCAGGCGCCGAUGCUGGCCUGGUCAACGGUGUUGCUGGGCUUGAUGCUGGCAGCCUUCACUGCAAAGCUGGCUGCCUGCUCCGAGGAGACAGAUCCCAAGUGGUACGCCUUCUUCAGCUUCGCAAUCGCGGCAGCCGUCUUGGCAGCUGCGGCUUGUGGAGAGUUUAACUACAGGACCUACAACGUCGCGGCAUAUGACCUGAAGAACAUGAACGCCUAUCCAGAUGUGAAUCCUGCCACGAAGGGACAACAGCUGAUGGAUGCCGGCCGUUUGUAUUUUGUGGACGGCUCUGCCUUGGAUCUCAAGAAAGCCAUGAGCUUUAAGAACGACGACACCUACUGCGUGGCACCCAUCAUCCUGGGCAAGGACCAGAUGGCAUCUUACGACUUCUGGGCUGUAGGCGUGAACUGCUGCCCGGGCCAGUCGCCGGACUUCCGCUGCGGCGAGUACAACAACGCCCACGCCCGGGCAGGACUUCGCUUGAUGAGCGACGUCGAGCGACCCUUCUACCGCUUGGCCGUGCAGCAGGCGGAGGCGGCUUACAACAUCAGGACGGAGCAUCCCAUGUUCUUCCACUGGGUGCAGGAUCCAGUGGCACUCACCAACGAGUGGAUCAGUGAUGGACACAGGCAGUGGAUCAGUCGCGGCCUUCGGCCGCUCUCGGUGCUCUUGGGUCGAAGCAGAUCGGCUCGCAAGAUGAAGUAGAAACCAUACCAAGACAUACCAAGACAACAUAUUGACAUAUAUUGACAUAAAAAGAGAAGAAGAUGAGUCACAUGAGGAUCGUGUUUCACACAAACACGUCCUAUGAACAGCACUCUUGGUCCCGCCACUUGGUAGGACGACAGCAGUCUCGGGUGACCGAGCAACGCAGUUACUGCUUCACUUUCCGGCGAUCGACAAGACAUCGAAUCGUAUUCAUCCAAGAGGCUCGGAGCCUCAAACUGCGUAUUGAUUUGAGGUCCAAGACCCUAGUUGUGAGGAUCAAAACCCUAGCUUUUCGGGUCCAUUGAGCCUCGGGUUCCCUGUGCCGCCUUUAUAGAUACUCCAUUGAUCCGUUGAUACAUCCCCAAAUGGAUCGGGUAGCGUGGGUAGCAUCUGCACGCAUCAUGUGGUUAUGAUUGUCCUCAAAACAUCACCCUUUUGUUUCGUAGAAAAGGGAACACCCAUUGGUUAUAGGAGAACUCUAAACAAGACCCACUGGGUUUUGUUGAAAGUGCCCAAGACUUCGCAAAGAUCAUGCAAAGGCCCAGCUACCAUGUGGUUUUCAAUGUUGUUUUGCCACUGGGCCACGUUGCUGGACGCCCACCGUGUGUUGUUUGGUUCAGGUUUGUCUUCAAGAGCAUGGGAGUGUUCUUCGUCUUCAACUUCUUCUGUGUCUCCUGUGCCAUCAUCGUUUUCUCCAAGUUCAGUGGCUGAUCCGCCGCCCGCGGAGCAGCGGCGCCCGGUCGUGCGCGCGCGGGUGGCGCCGUGAGUUCGGGUUCGGUCCAACAGCGAGAAACGGAGCGAAGGACUGGUCCCGCGCGGCCGGCUGGGGAAGCCGAUGGGUCCGCGAUGCCAGGAAGUGCCUGAUGUCGUAUCAGUGAGGUGCUGGUUUAUGGGCACAUGAAUGUUUCAUGAAACCAGCUGGCGCAAGCGUGCACUCGACUGUGGCGGCAUGAGAUUCUGACUUCCGGAAGAGUUGUCUUGAUUGGCAGGAUGCUUGCUUUUGUUGCCCCACAUCAUCCUCUGACACCCACACAAAAAGGGAAUGAUGAACAUGUAGCAAGGGUGUUGAUCUACGGACAAAAACGGUCAUUUGUCAUGGAUAAAAGAUGAAAGGAAGCGAAAGGAAGGUGCAUAGCUGUUCUGGUCGCCCCCCCGGUUUCGAGACGAAGCUUGCUCAAACAAGCACAUAGCUGUAGGCCC
Molecule: messenger RNA, 4149 nt
Organism: Durusdinium trenchii
Lineage: Eukaryota; Dinophyceae; Suessiales; Symbiodiniaceae
Source: the annotation of a GenBank genome assembly